Molecule: messenger RNA, 1775 nt
Organism: Pteronotus mesoamericanus
Lineage: Eukaryota; Metazoa; Chordata; Mammalia; Chiroptera; Mormoopidae
Gene: MPZL2
Product: myelin protein zero like 2
Exons: 6
Coding region: 62-778 (238 amino acids)
Biological process (GO): cell-cell adhesion
Cellular component (GO): plasma membrane
Source: RefSeq, a predicted model, not a curated record
CGCUCAGAGAGAGAGACUUGACUUCUCUCUCUGGGAAAACUCGGGUGCUCGCUCCUUAGAAAUGGCCUUGGGAGGGUGCUGGAGCCCUCAGUCUGCCUUGUCUGGUCUCUCGGGUCAGGGCUGGGUUUCCCUCAUGUAUGGCAAGAGCCUUACGCGUGCUGUGCUUCUUCUUGGCAUACAGCUCACAGCUCUUUGGCCUAUAGCAGCUGUGGAAAUUUACACCUCUGGAGUGCUGGAGGCUGUUAAUGGGACAGAUGUUCGGUUAAAAUGCACUUUUUCCAGUUUUGCCCCUGUAGGUGAUGCUCUGACAGUGACUUGGAAUUUCCGUCCCCAAGAUGGGGGGUCUGAGCAGUUUGUAUUCUAUUACCAUGUGGAUCCCUUCAAACCCAUGAGUGGACGGUUCAAGGACCGGGUAGUCUGGGACGGGAACCCCGAGCGCUAUGAUGUCUCCAUCAUCCUUUGGAAGCUGCAGUUUGAUGACAAUGGAACAUAUACCUGCCAGGUGAAGAACCCACCUGAUGUUGAUGGGCUGGUUGGGGAGAUCCGGCUCAGCGUUGUGCAGACUGUACGCUUCUCUGAGAUGUAUUUCCUGGCUCUGGCCAUUGGCUCCGCCUGUGCACUGAUGGUCAUAAUAGUAAUUGUGGUAGUCCUCUUUCAGCAUUUCCGGAAAAAGCGAUGGGCUGAAAGAGCUCAUAAAGUGGUGGAGAUAAAAUCAAAAGAAGAAGAAAGACUCGACCAAGAAAAAAAGGUUGCUGUUUAUUUAGAAGAUGCAGACUAACAUUCUUAGAUGGAGGCUGAAGAUUUCCAAGAACCAGAACCCUAGGAUAAACUGAAGUUAAUGGAAGCUUUUCUUUGGCUUUUUUUUUUUUUCAGUUGUGACCUGUCUUCCAACCAGCUCUACAGUAUAUGACCACCUAGACAAAUAAUGUCCCUCUGGAGCCAGCAUAGGGCCCUUCUUGAAAAGAUACCACCAUACUCAUGCCCAGACCCAUUACUAAGGAGUUAUUUCAUUUUAGAAUGCAAGUAAUUUCAAGUUAGCUUUUGUAUACUAUGAAGCAACAUUUUUGCCCUUAGGUACUGCUUUGUAAGUUAUGACUUGUAUAUACAUAUAUUGGCAGCAAGUGGGAUAAAAGCCAACUUGUCUAUCAUGACAUUUCCUUUUACAUAUUAGUUUCUUUAGAGCAGCACUUUUACUACUAAAGUUAAUGUGUUUACUUUUUUCUUCUCACAUUCUCAAUUAAAAGGUGAGCUAUUUCUCCCAGCUCUUUUUGAUUAAAAGAAAAUACUAUGUUUAAACUGUUAAAGAAUAGUUUGAUUUUUAUGGCUUUCCUUAAAUCUGAGACACAUCUUGUUUUAUAGAAUUUUAGUAUCCUAGAUGAUAAUUUUUUAUUUUUUGUCAAUUGAUCUAAGGUUUACCACAGAACAAGUGUAAAUCACAGAGUAACUAUGAAGAGGUUACUUAAAUGCUAAUAUGUUGAAAAAUGCCACUCUCAGGAUGGAACUGCUUGUCACCUUUUUUUCUGUAUUGUACAGUGCAGGUCUUUUAUGAGCAGUGAAUGACUGCUUAGCUUACUGUGCCCUGCCUGCCUGCCCCCGGCCCCAUUUAAAUGAUCUAUAACAAAACAGCAAAGUCUAUGCUUAUUCAUUUGUAGACUGGAAUCACUGAGCAGUUAAAUAGGAGAAUUCUGGAAUAGUAUCUUAUGACUUUAAAAACUUAGGGCUGGUGAAAAAAGAAUCAACCCUAAAUGAUAAUUAUUUUGUACAGUGUUAUACAA